Messenger RNA from Rhea pennata, 2209 nucleotides. It is a transcript of the gene NEU3, whose product is annotated as neuraminidase 3. The transcript is spliced from 2 exons. NCBI's taxonomy places the organism in Eukaryota, Metazoa, Chordata, Aves, Rheiformes, Rheidae. Gene Ontology annotation, biological process: ganglioside catabolic process; oligosaccharide catabolic process. Gene Ontology annotation, molecular function: exo-alpha-sialidase activity. The record is from RefSeq and is a predicted model, not a curated record. The coding region runs from base 556 to 1803 and encodes 415 amino acids. Gene Ontology annotation, cellular component: cytoplasm; intracellular membrane-bounded organelle; membrane.
UCUGCGCUGCCCGGUAGGAGCGGGGCGGGCAGCGGGGCCGGGGGCUCGGCGGAGGAAGGGGAGGGCGGUGGGGUGGUUCCCCGGCCCUGUCCCGGUGUCCGCGGGCCCCGUCCCCAUCCCUGGCCCCGGGGUGUCCCCGCUCCCGUCCCGCUCCCUGGCCACAGGGUGUUUCGGUCCCCAUCCCGGUCCCCGGGGUGUUGCCAUCCCCGCUCCUGUCCCCAAAGUGUCCCCGCUCCUGUCCCCAUCUCUGUUCCCAGAGUGUCCCCUGGCCCCAUCCACAUCCCUGGCCCCAGGGUGUCCCCAUGGCCGAGAUGUCCCCAUCCCCACCUCUUUCCCUAGGCUGUCCCAUCCUUGUCCCCAGGAUAUCCCCGUUCCCAGGGUGACCCCCAUCCCCAGGAUGUCCCCAGGGGUCUGACCCCUACGGGUGGCUGGAAGCGGUGGGACGGGGCGAUUUGGGCAGCCUGGACCCCACAUCCCACCUCCCCCCCUUUGAACCCCCCCCCCCCCCCCGCUGCUUUUCCGCCCCGCCAGGGAUUUCCACCCACCGGGGCGAAGAUGAAGCCGGAGGCGCCGCCGAGCCCGCGCCGCGAGACGCUGUUCCGGCGCGAGGCGGCCAGCGGGGUCACCUACCGCAUCCCGGCGCUGCUCUACCUGCCGCCCGCCGCCACCUUCCUGGCCUUCGCCGAGAAGCGCUCGUCCGCCCGCGACGAGGACGCCGAGCACCUGGUGCUGCGGCGGGGCCGGCGGCGCGGCGCCGCGGUGGAGUGGGGCCCCGUGGAGGAGCUGCCGCAGCUGACGCUGCCCGGCCACCGCGCCAUGAACCCCUGCCCCGUGUACGAGGCGGCCGCCGGCGCCGUCUUCCUCUUCUGCAUCUGCGUGCGGGGCCGGGUGACGGAGCGGCGGCAGCUGGCGUCGGGCCGCAGCGCCGCCCGCCUCUGCUGCGCCGCCAGCCGCGACGGCGGCCGCAGCUGGGCGCCGCUGCGCGACCUCACCGAGCAAGCCGUGGGGCCCGACCUGCGCCGCUGGGCCACCUUCGCCGUGGGGCCGGGCCACGGCGUGCAGCUGGCCGCCGGGCGCCUGGCCGUGCCCGCUUACGCCUACUACGUGCACCGGCGGCUCUGCGGGCUGCCGCUGCCCUGCUGCACCAAGCCGCACGCGCUGGUCUUCUACAGCGACGACCGGGGAGGCAGCUGGCGCAAGGGCGAGCUGGUCGAGGGGCUGCGGACGAGCGAGUGCGAGGUGGCCGAGGUGGCCGCCGGCGACGGCGGCACCGUGCUCUACUGCAGCGCCCGCACCCGGCGCCGGUGCCGGGCCGUGGCGCUCAGCGCCGACCUGGGGCUGAAAUUCGGCCGCUCGGCGCCCUGCGAGCAGCUCUGCGAGCCGCCCCGCGGCUGCCAGGGCAGCGUGGUGAGCUUCGCCGCGCCGGCGGCCGCCCACGCCGACGGUGCCGCCGACGGUGCCGCCGACACCAAUGGUGCCACCGACGGUGCCGCCGACGGUGCCGCCGGCGCCGGCGCCUCCUGGCUCCUCUUCUCGCACCCCACGGACAAGCGCCGCCGGCGCGACCUGGGCGUUUAUCUCAACCCGUCGCCGCUGGAGCGCGCGGGCUGGCGGCGGCCCUGGGUGCUCUACGAGGGACCCUGCGGCUACUCGGACCUGGCCGCCUGCCCCGGCGGCCUCUUCGGCUGCCUGUUCGAGUGCGGGGCGGCCGGCGAGUGCGAGGAGAUCGCCUUCUGCGUCUUCACCCGCCGGCAGCUCCUGGACGCCUGCGGCCGGCCGGCCGGCGAGCCCGGGGCCGCCUAGCAGCCGCCCUCCCUUGCUUUUAAUUUAUUUCGUUUUGUUUCGUUUUUAACUCCGCGUACCGGCGGGCUCGGCACGGCCGGCGAAUCUGCGCCCCCGGCAGCCCCCGCUGCGGGGCUUCGAUCCCCUUUUCGAAGGCAUCCGCGUCUCUCGCAGCCUCCUCCACGCUCGCUCCACCCAGCCGCACAGCUAUAUUUAUUUAUUUAUAUAUAUAUAUAUAUAUAUAUAUAAAAAAAACCAAACCAACUCAUCUUCCGAAGACGUUUCAGCCGAUGCAAAUCAUGCAAGCGACUUCAGCGCUUGCUCCUAGCUGACACUUUGCGACGGCGGAAGAGCAGGUUGUGUCCGGCAGCUGGGAGGGACGCCCCGUUCCCACGGUCUUUUCUGCUAAAAUACGAUUUUCAUUUUA